CUUCCGUGACUUUUCACACCGGAAAUGAUUGGUUGGCAUUGGCAACGUUUUAGCUAGAAAUAACGGCGUACACUCUGAAAUAAGAAAUUGAAGGGAAUAAUUCUGCCAAGCUGAGAACUUCCUAAUCUUUGGAUCCUUCAUCCACUCACCACAGAGGAGCGAGGAGCGAGUACAGACUGCAAACAGAAUGACCAGCUCAUCAGCUCCCAGGAUGGUGAAUAGCUACAAGAGAACUUCAAGCCCCCGAUCCCCUACUAAUACCGGGGAGCUUUUUACUCCAGCACAUGAGGAAAAUGUGCGCUUUAUACAUGAUACCUGGCAGUGUGUGCUCAGAGACAUCCGAUCAACGCAAAACAGUGAGCGUAACGACCGCGGGCCGCAGGAGUAUGUGGAGAAGAACCCUAACCCUAAUCUACAUUCAUUUACACCAGUGGACCUGAGUGAUCUUAAAAAGCGCAACACACAGGACUCUAAGAAAUCUUAGUCUUUUCUAUGAUGAUCCACUUGCUUUUUUUUUUUCUCCACCCAUUAUUGUAAAGAACUUUUGAUUUAUCAGCCCGCUGUCAGCAAGAACGUUUGACCCAUUGGCCAAUCUAACCCAGAAUGCAAAUCGAAUCUCUACUCUGGACUAAAGCAACCUCUGCCCCCCCCCCCUUUUUUUUUUUAAAUCCUCAACAAGAACCAAAAGGAUUUGGAUUUCAGGGAGUUCAGAUUCUUCCCACUUUCUCUGCAUUUUUAGUUCACAGUUUUCAUCAAAAGUUUCAAUGAAGGUUUUGUGGUUAAGGCACAAAAAACGAGGACACAAGACUUAAACCCUCUACUACCAAAUGUACCCUGAUGACUUUGAAAGAAAAUAUGAAAGGGCUGACUUCUGUUUUUAUUUUUUGGAAAACCAAUUGAUAAACAGUAGAAUGAUCUCAAUGGAUAUCCUCUUAGUGGGCUUGUUUUGGAAACCAAAAUACAAUGUGGAAGGCCAACAUUUUUUUUAUUAUUAUUAUUAUUAUUAUACAUUUUUCUUGCCCUGGGAUGGACAUUGUUGAGUAGUGAAUGCAGGAAUGCAGCUCUUAUCUCCUUCCUCUAAGCCUUGGAAGCAAAAUGUUGAAUAAAAGACUUUUACAGAA
Molecule: messenger RNA, 1121 nt
Organism: Oryzias latipes (Japanese medaka)
Lineage: Eukaryota; Metazoa; Chordata; Actinopteri; Beloniformes; Adrianichthyidae
Gene: mcrip1
Product: MAPK regulated corepressor interacting protein 1
Source: RefSeq, a predicted model, not a curated record